Messenger RNA from Chanos chanos (milkfish), 894 nucleotides. It is a transcript of the gene atat1, whose product is annotated as alpha tubulin acetyltransferase 1. Gene Ontology annotation, biological process: alpha-tubulin acetylation. Lineage: Eukaryota; Metazoa; Chordata; Actinopteri; Gonorynchiformes; Chanidae. The record is from RefSeq and is a predicted model, not a curated record. Gene Ontology annotation, cellular component: microtubule. Bases 1 to 894 code for a protein of 297 amino acids. The transcript is spliced from 10 exons. Gene Ontology annotation, molecular function: tubulin N-acetyltransferase activity.
AUGGAUUUCCCAUUCGACAUAAAUGCUCUUUUUCCGGAGAGAAUAUCAGUGCUGGAUCAAAAUUUAGCGACCGGCCGAAAAUCGUCUGGAAGACCAGAUCCUCAGGCUCAAAUAGCUACAGUGAUUGAUGAGUUAGGGAAAGCCUCAGCCAAGGCUCAGAAGCUGCCCGCACCCAUAACCAGUGCGGCAAAGCUCCAGUCCAACAGACAUCAUUUCUACUUACUGAAGGAAGGGGAGAGCAAUGGAGGAAGAGGGGUUGCAGUUGGCUUUUUAAAGGUUGGAUAUAAGAAGCUCUUUUUACUGGACCAGCGGGGGGCGCACGUGGAGACAGAACCGCUGUGUGUGUUGGACUUCUACAUCACAGAGAACCUGCAAAGACAUGGCUAUGGACUGGAGCUCUUCAGCUACAUGUUGCAACAUAAAAGAGUGGAGCCUGAACAGAUGGCUUAUGACAGACCCUCCCCAAAAUUCCUGUCAUUUCUCGGGAAACAUUUUGAACUUAAAAACAGCGUGCCGCAGGUGAACAACUUUGUGGUGUUUGAUGGUUUUUUCAGAAACAAAUCAGCGGGCCAGUUGAGAAAAGUUCCUCCCAAAAAGCCGGAAGGAGAGAUCAAACCGUAUUCACUAUCGGAGAGAGAGGCCAUACGAGAGGAGCAGAGGGCUCUCCCCUGGCCGUUCGUUCGCCCCGCUGCUCCCCCCCUCAGUCCCCCUCUGGCUCCGUCCUCCCAGUUCUCCCGUUCCCUCAGUGUGGGAUCCUCCCCCAGCCACGCCCCUCUUCGCCCAGCUCCGGCAUCCGGGGCCCAUCCGGGACACCCACAAAACUCCCAUGUCAUCGAGAACUGCAGAGCAAAACGCACAAGCUCUCUUAAUCGAUCAAGGCUUAGCUUUCAUUGA